AUGAAACCCACGUACAAUGCCAUCUCAACCUCGGGGCAAAAGCUCGUGUCUUCGACAUUCGAUACCAUCGGCUUCUUUGCUCGUAGCAUGGCGGGUCUGCAGUUACUAGCAAACGUCUUUUCUCUCACUGAUGACCAACAUCCGGAGAAAGUAUGCUUUGGAGAUAUCUCAGUCGCUCUUGUCAAGACACCAAUGUGGUCACACGUCGGCCCUGAUACUAUACAUGCCAUGCAAAAGACAGCCGCCAUCCUGCAAAAUCACGGCGUCCAAGUCGAAGAAGUGUUACUACCGGAUGACUUUGGCAACGCAGACAUCCUAACGCGCUUUCAAAAUGCAAUCAUCGACAAUGAGACCGCACUCGCUUUCCACGAAGAACACUGUUCGCACAAGGACGGGUUGGACGUCUCAAUUCGGAAUCUAGUAGAAAAUCACUCUAAACACGCUGAUGCAGAAGAAGAAAAACGGGAAGCUCUGGAAAAAUUCGCUCAUCUGCGUACGCUAUUCGACGCACUAGCAGCCAAGUAUUCUGUCAUCAUCACGCCAAGUGCUGUAGAUGAGGCGCCGGUGGGACUUGGGGAUAUGGGAAGUCCGGUGUUUAAUACGAUGUGGACGACCAAUCGACAGCAGAUCAAGUUCACAGGGCAGUAG
Alternaria infectoria is the source of this 648-nucleotide messenger RNA. RefSeq lists its product as uncharacterized. Lineage: Eukaryota; Fungi; Ascomycota; Dothideomycetes; Pleosporales; Pleosporaceae. The record is from RefSeq and is a predicted model, not a curated record. The transcript is spliced from 2 exons. The coding region runs from base 1 to 648 and encodes 215 amino acids.